Triplophysa dalaica is the source of this 1828-nucleotide messenger RNA. It is a transcript of the gene actb2, whose product is annotated as actin, beta 2. The transcript has 6 exons. The record is from RefSeq and is a predicted model, not a curated record. Bases 159 to 1286 code for a protein of 375 amino acids. Lineage: Eukaryota; Metazoa; Chordata; Actinopteri; Cypriniformes; Nemacheilidae.
CUUUUAUGGCUCGAGCCGGGCAUAUGCUCUCAUAUAAAAGAGCGCGCCCAGCUUUUCAGCCUCACUUCGAGCUCCUCCACUCGCAGCUAGUGCGGAAUAUCAUCUGUUUGUAACAAAUUCUCUUAAAUCGACAAACCCCCCCAAACCUAAGUUUAGCCAUGGAUGAUGAAAUCGCCGCACUGGUUGUUGACAACGGAUCCGGUAUGUGCAAAGCCGGAUUUGCUGGAGAUGAUGCUCCCCGUGCUGUCUUCCCAUCCAUCGUGGGUCGCCCCAGACAUCAGGGUGUGAUGGUUGGUAUGGGACAGAAGGACAGCUACGUUGGUGAUGAGGCUCAGAGCAAGAGAGGUAUCCUGACCCUGAAAUACCCCAUCGAGCACGGUAUUGUCACCAACUGGGACGAUAUGGAGAAGAUCUGGCAUCACACCUUCUACAACGAGCUCCGUGUUGCACCUGAGGAACACCCCGUCCUGCUCACAGAGGCCCCCCUGAACCCCAAAGCCAACAGGGAAAAGAUGACACAGAUCAUGUUUGAGACCUUCAACACCCCCGCCAUGUACGUUGCCAUCCAGGCUGUGCUGUCCCUGUAUGCCUCUGGUCGUACCACUGGUAUCGUGAUGGACUCUGGUGAUGGUGUCACCCACACAGUGCCCAUCUACGAGGGUUAUGCCCUGCCCCAUGCCAUCCUCCGUCUGGACUUGGCUGGUCGUGACCUGACUGACUACCUCAUGAAGAUCCUGACCGAGAGAGGCUACAGCUUCACCACCACAGCCGAGAGAGAAAUUGUCCGUGACAUCAAGGAGAAGCUCUGCUACGUCGCCCUGGACUUCGAACAGGAGAUGGGCACUGCUGCCUCUUCCUCAUCCCUGGAGAAGAGCUAUGAGCUGCCUGACGGACAGGUCAUCACCAUUGGCAAUGAGAGGUUCAGGUGCCCAGAAGCCCUGUUCCAGCCAUCUUUCCUGGGUAUGGAGUCUUGCGGUAUCCAUGAGACAACUUUCAACUCCAUCAUGAAGUGUGAUGUGGAUAUCCGUAAGGAUCUGUAUGCCAACACUGUAUUGUCUGGUGGUACCACCAUGUACCCCGGCAUUGCUGACAGGAUGCAGAAGGAGAUCACAUCCCUGGCCCCUAGCACAAUGAAAAUCAAGAUCAUUGCCCCACCCGAGCGUAAAUACUCUGUCUGGAUCGGAGGUUCCAUCCUGGCCUCCCUGUCCACAUUCCAGCAGAUGUGGAUUAGCAAGCAGGAGUAUGAUGAGUCCGGCCCAUCCAUUGUCCACCGUAAAUGCUUCUAAACGGACUGUUACCACUUCACGCCGACUCAAAACUGCGCAGAGAAACUUCAAACGACAACAUUGGCAUGGCUUUUGUUUAUUUUGGCGCUUGACUCAGGAUCUAAAAACUGGAACGGUGAAGGUGACGGCAAUGUUUUUUGGCAAAUAAGCAUCCCCGAAGUUCUACAAUGCAUCUGAGGACUCCAUGUUAUGUUUUUUUUCUUUAGUCAUUCCAAAUGUUUGUUAAAUGCAUUGUUCCGAAACUUAUUUGCCUCUAUGAAGGCUGCCCAGUAAUUGGGAGCAUACUUAACAUUGUAGUAUUGUAUGUAAAUUAUGUAACGAAACAAUGUCUGGGUUUUUGUACUUUUCAGCCUUAAAAUCUUGGGUUUUUGUUUUCUUUGUUCCAAAAAACGAAGCUUUACCAUUCAAGAUGUUAAGGUUUCCAUUCCCCCUGGGCAUAUGUAAAAGCUGUGUGGAACGUGGCGGUGCCAGACAUUUGGUGGGGCCAACCUGUACACUGACUAAAUCAAUUCCAAUAAAAGUGCACAUGUGAGACAUCCUAA